This is a messenger RNA of Phodopus roborovskii (desert hamster), 1284 nucleotides long. RefSeq names its product zona pellucida binding protein 2 (gene Zpbp2). Gene Ontology annotation, biological process: acrosome assembly; binding of sperm to zona pellucida. The transcript has 7 exons. Gene Ontology annotation, cellular component: extracellular region; zona pellucida receptor complex; acrosomal vesicle. NCBI's taxonomy places the organism in Eukaryota, Metazoa, Chordata, Mammalia, Rodentia, Cricetidae. Bases 177 to 992 code for a protein of 271 amino acids. The record is from RefSeq and is a predicted model, not a curated record.
UGCCAGGCCGGAGCACGCAGGCGCUCUCGGGCGCAGCCGCCCCCGUGGUAGCCACGGACCGGUAGGGGAAAUGCCCUCGGCGGUUUGCUUCGCUCUGUAGACGAGCGAUGGGGAGGCGUUGGGCCUGGCCUGAGGUAGGAGGGAGCCCAGCUGUCGCUGCUAGUGCCUGAGCCGUGAUGCGCCCGUGGGCCCUACUCUCCGCGGUGCUCUGGUCUCUCGUAGGAGUUGGAUGGCAACGUUCUUCCUUAUUCAGUAAGAAAGGCUUUGUUUACGGCACGGUGGGACACCCAGUGAAAAUAUAUGUAAAGUUACAUCAGAAUAGCCCUGUCCUUAUUUGUAUGGAUAUUAAUCGUGCUAGUAAAGAAACAGUGGACCCCACCUACUCAUGGAUUGGGCCAAAUGAAAAUACAUUAACAGGGAAUAGCCGAAUAAACAUAACAAACACAGGAAAACUGGUAGUGAAAGAUUUUAUGGAAUCAUUAUCUGGACUUUACACAUGUACUCUUUCCUAUAAGACUAUCAAAGCAGAAACCCAAGAAGAAACAACAAUAAAGAAGAAAUAUAACUUUAUGAUCUUUGCCUAUCGGGAACCUGAUUAUUCUUAUCACAUGGCUGUGCGUUUUACCACCAAGUCUUGUGUAGGAAGAUAUAAUGACGUGCUCUUUAGAAUGCUGAAGAAAAUCUUGGACAAUUUAAUCUCUGAUUUGUUGUGCCAUGUCAUAGAACCAUCAUAUAAGUGCCAUUCUGUUAAAAUUCCAGAACGUGACUUCGUGUAUGAGCUAUUCAUAGCCUUUCAAGUGAAUCCUUUUGCACCAGGCUGGAAAAGUGUGUGCAUCAACUCUUCAGACUGUGAAGAUGCCACUAAUCAUAACAUCCUCCAGUGGUCUGCAGUCCUGGAACAUUCAGUCCCGAUGUUGAUGUCACCUGUCAGAUCUGUGUUUCUGUCCAUGUAUAUGGAGCUAAAUCUUGUCCAUAAACUUCAAGACCAGUGAUGAAAGCAUGGUUACUUGCCCCUGAAGGUGGGGACAAAGAUUUGUUCAUAUCUGAGAGCAUCAUAGAUGCCUCCAGAAAAUAAGAUCAGUAAGAGCAAAUCUCUGGGAAUGUGUGUUUUAGAAACAGCAACAGAAAAGAGUUGACAUGGCUUUUCUAAGAAGGAGUUUCCUUCAGUACCUCCAGUGUACGAGGGGAAAUUAAGUGUUAGUGGAUGCUUUAAAUGAAAUAUGUUCUAUUAUCUAUAAAUUAAAAUAUGCUUUGUACCUGAUAUUAUAUUAAGGUAAAAAAAGA